UAUUUAGAUCGCAAUAGUUCGAGCAGUUGGAGAUGGUCGUUGAUGGUCGUCGACGGCGGUGAUACGCGUUUACCUAAGGUCUGACGUUAUAUUCCGUUUAACAGUUACGUUGAACAUUGACAAAUUGCUGUUGAUGACGUUAUCCUUACUAUCAUCUCUCCGGUCUCGACAUUGAUACAUUCCGUGUCUAUAUCUUCCAUCGAAGGACCAUCAGUUAUUGUGUAUUCAUAUUAUAUACAAGUCCGAUCGAUCAACUUUUUCAAUUUCUCAAAGCAUAUUUUUUGCCUGAUCACUGAACGUAGAGAUAUUACGAUCAUGAGCGACUUACAUCUUGGACCUGAUUCUCAAAAACCGCCACAAGUAAAAGGAAAGGCUCGCUUAUAUAGUAUGAAAUAUUGUCCUUUUGCUCAUCGAAUUCGUUUGAUACUUUCUUAUAAAAAAAUUCCACACGAUGUUGUUAACAUUAAUCUAAAGAAUAAGCCCAAAUGGUAUUUGGAGGUACAUCCAGACGGAAAAGUACCAGCGUUUGUUGAUGUAGAUGGUAAAGUAGUCGUUGAUUCGUUAGUAAUAGCAGAUUACUUAGAUGAGAAAUAUCCUGAACCACCUUUGUAUCACAAAGAAACGAAAGUUCGUGAUUUAGAGUUGUUAGACCACUACUCCAAGCUUGUUGGCAUAUUUUCCAACUGUAUCCAUGGUAAUGAUAACAGGCCGAUCAAUGAGAUUGUCGCUGAAAUUACGUCUUUAUUGGUAGAAUUUGAAGAGGAACUGAAAGCUCGUGGCACUGUCUAUUUCGGAGGUUCUCAACCUGGUAUGUUAGAUUUAUUAAUGUGGCCAUGGGUUGAACGAAGGAAAUCUCUGUCUAUAAUUUAUGGAGAACCUACAUACUUUAACGAUGGGAACUUCACACACCUGAUGAAGUGGAUGCAAGAAAUGAGAGAGCAACCGUUCGUACAGGACAACGAAUGUAAGCACGAGAAAUUUGCCCAGUUGAUCAAAGAUAUGAAAUCAGGUGACGUUGACUUCGACAGGAUUUAAAUUUGCUGACGUUACGUGAUAAUACAUGACAGUAAUUCCAUAUGUGAUAAUAAAUACUUAAACCUUUACAAUAUGUUAGGCGUAUACGUACUUAAUUUAGAUUCUAAUAAUUUUAAAUAAUCAAAAUAGUUCGCGCGCUUCGGUAGAGUCAGAGAUAGUAAUACAGGCACGAACUCUCUUGAUUGUUUAACAAUUAAUAGUUAUACAGAUGUACGCAGUAUUAUAGUAUUUGUUUAAUGAAACUUGCGAAGUUUAUUAUCUAAAUAUAUCGUACUGCGUUUGCUUGCGAUUAAAAAGUAUUAUUAUAUAAAUAGGUAUAAAAUUGAGCUUUGUAACGCAUGCCUUCUAUUAUGACAAUAUGUACUUGUGAGCCUAGUUAAAGCACCGCUCCUGCCUUGUCAGACGUGCUGUGAAAAUCAUGUUGUGAUAAGAAAACCGUAAAUAUGUAAUUUAGUCGAAGGACGUUGGCUCUUUUUAUGUUCACAAUACUAUUGCAUUAUGCUACUUUAAAACAAACAUAAUUUUCGUUUUUACAUAAGACAUAUCUCGUAUAAAAAAUGUAUUUAAAUUACUGGCCAUAUUUACAAAGGAUUGUAUCCUACAGAAAUGGCGUCACAGAAAUUCUCUAUGACUAGGGUCGCGUAAUCAGUGAAAUAAUAUAUACGAGAUCGAUACCCACGA
This is a messenger RNA of Ceratina calcarata, 1716 nucleotides long. Its product is annotated as pyrimidodiazepine synthase. Gene Ontology annotation, cellular component: cytoplasm. Gene Ontology annotation, biological process: glutathione metabolic process. Bases 316 to 1035 code for a protein of 239 amino acids. The transcript has 6 exons. Lineage: Eukaryota; Metazoa; Arthropoda; Insecta; Hymenoptera; Apidae. Gene Ontology annotation, molecular function: glutathione dehydrogenase (ascorbate) activity; glutathione transferase activity. The record is from RefSeq and is a predicted model, not a curated record.